ACGAGAGUGGGGCUACGCACAGAGGGGCGCCUCGGCCAUGACUGCGGAGCUGCAGCAGGACGACGCGGCUGGGGCGGCGGACGGCCAUGGCUCGGUUUUGUAGGUACGUUCCACACAGCUGAGUGAUGGCUUUGUGGUCUUCUUUCUCAUAUUUGGUUGGGUGUGUACUGAAAGGAAUGGAGCAUUCUCCUAGAUCUUCUGCAGUAAGAGAGAAGCAAGAUUCCCUGGACUCCUAUGACCUACUGAAGCACUGUCCAGAGAGGAAAGCCCAAGGCUCCUUAAGGCUGACCGGUUACAACUGACGUAGAGCUGCCAGAUGCUGUUAAAUCAACUGCGGGAAAUCACAGGCAUCCAGGACCCUUCCUUCCUUCAUGAAGCAUUAAAGGCCAGUAAUGGUGACAUCACCCAGGCUGUCAGCCUUCUCACUGACCAAAGAGCUAAGGAGCCCAGUCACGACACGACUGCCACAGAGUCGUCCGAAGGUGAACGGAGCUCUACCAGCAGACAACUGUUAGCAAAAGUGAUAGACCUUACUCAUGACAACAAAGAUGACCUUCAGGCAGCCAUUGCAUUGAGUCUACUGGAGUCUCCUAAGAUUCAAACUGAUGGCAGAGAUCUUAAUAGAAUGCAUGAGGCAAACUCUGCAGAAACUAAGCGCUCAAAGCGAAAACGCUGUGAAGUUUGGGGAGAAAACCAUAAUCCCAAUAACUGGAGGAGAGUGGAUGGUUGGCCAGUUGGGCUGAAAAAUGUUGGCAACACAUGCUGGUUCAGUGCUGUUAUUCAGUCUCUCUUUCAGUUGCCUGAGUUCCGAAGACUUGUUCUCAGCUAUAGUCUACCACAGAACGUACUUGAAAACUGUCGAAGUCACACCGAAAAGAGAAAUAUCAUGUUUAUGCAAGAGCUUCAGUAUUUAUUUGCUUUACUGUUGGGAUCAAAUCGAAAAUUUGUAGAUCCUUCUGCAGCCCUGGAUCUACUGAAGGGAGCCUUCCGGUCAUCAGAGGAGCAGCAGCAAGAUGUGAGUGAAUUCACACACAAGCUCCUGGAUUGGCUGGAGGAUGCGUUCCAGCUAGCUGUUAAUGUUAACAGCAAUCCCAGGAAUAAGCCUGAAAAUCCCAUGGUGCAGCUGUUCUAUGGUACUUUCCUGACGGAAGGGGUUCGAGAAGGAAAGCCCUUUUGUAACAACGAGACCUUCGGCCAGUAUCCUCUCCAGGUAAACGGUUAUCACAACUUAGACGAAUGCUUGGAAGGGGCCAUGGUGGAAGGUGACAUUGCGCUGCUUCCUUCCGAUCAUUCAGUGAAGUAUGGACAAGAGCGUUGGUUUACCAAACUACCUCCAGUGUUGACAUUUGAACUCUCCAGAUUUGAGUUUAAUCAAUCUCUUGGGCAGCCAGAGAAAAUUCAUAAUAAGCUGGAAUUUCCUCAGAUUAUUUAUAUGGAUAGGUACAUGUACAAGAGCAAAGAGCUUAUUCGAAGUAAGAGAGAGAGUGUUCGAAAGUUGAAGGAGGAAAUACAGGUUCUGCAGCAAAAAUUGGAAAGGUAUGUGAAGUACGGCUCCGGCCCAGCUCGGUUUCCGCUCCCCGACAUGUUGAAAUACGUUAUUGAAUUUGCCAGUACAAAACCUGCCUUUGAAAGCUGUCUGUCUGGAAGCGCUGAGCACAUGACAUCACCACCUCCUUCAGUGCACUGCCCAGUUUCUGAUCUCACAUCCAAGGAAAGUUCAAGUCCAGAAGGCUGUUCUCAGGAUGCUGAAGGCACCUUUUCUUCUCCUGAAAAUACUCUGCCCAGGUCUGAUAUAAUGAAUGGACCGUUUACCUCCCCCCACUCCUCCCUGGGGAUGCCUGCGUCCCCAGCUCCUCGGACAGUCACUGAUGAGGAGAUGAACUUUGUUAAAACCUGCCUUCAGAGGUGGCGGAGUGAGAUUGAACAGGAUAUACAAGAUUUAAAGAAUUGUAUCGCGAGCACCACCCAGGCUAUCGAGCAGAUGUACUGUGAUCCUCUUCUUCAUCAGGUGCCUUACCGUUUACAUGCCGUUCUUGUUCAUGAAGGACAAGCCAAUGCUGGACACUACUGGGCUUACAUCUACAACCAACCUCGGCAAAUCUGGCUCAAAUAUAAUGAUAUCUCUGUCACUGAGUCUUCUUGGGAGGAACUUGAAAGAGAUUCUUAUGGGGGUCUGAGAAAUGUCAGUGCGUAUUGCUUGAUGUAUAUCAAUGACAAGCUACCCCACUUCAAUGCAGAGGCAGCUCCUAACGAGUCUGAUCAAAUGGUGGGAGAAGUGGAAGCACUGUCUGUGGAACUCAGGCAGUACAUUCAGGAAGAUAACUGGAGGUUUGAGCAAGAGGUGGAGGAAUGGGAAGAAGAGCAGUCCUGUAAGAUCCCACAAAUGGAGUCCUCCCCAAACUCCUCCUCACAGGAUUUCUCCACAUCUCAAGAGUCUUCAGCAACCUCCUCUCAUGGCGUUCGAUGCUUGUCCUCUGAACAUGCUGUGAUUGCAAAGGAGCAGACUGCCCAAGCUAUUGCAAACACAGCCCAUGCCUAUGAGAAGAGCGGAGUAGAAGCAGCCUUGAGUGAGCGUAAGGAAGCUGAACCUGAGAAGCCCAAACCCCAGGAAACAAACCUUGCAGAGCAGUCAGAGCAGACCCCAGAGGCCAGUGACACAGAGGCUGCUGCCCCGCCUAACUCUGAGGUCUCUGAAGUCGAGAUUCCCAGUGUGGGAAGGAUUCUGGUUAGAUCUGAUGCAGAUGGAUAUGAUGAGGAGGUGAUGCUGAGCCCUGCCAUGCAAGGGGUCAUCCUGGCCAUAGCUAAAGCACGCCAGACCUUUGACCGAGACGGGUCUGAAGCAGGGCUUAUUAAGGCAUUUCAUGAAGAAUACUCCAGGCUCUAUCAGCUUGCCAAAGAGACCCCCACCUCUCACAGUGACCCUCGCCUUCAGCAUGUCCUUGUCUACUUUUUCCAAAAUGAAGCACCCAAAAGGGUAGUAGAACGAACCCUUCUGGAACAGUUUGCUGAUAGAAACCUUAGCUAUGAUGAGAGAUCUAUCAGUAUCAUGAAGGUGGCUCAGGCCAAACUGAUGGAAAUUGGUCCAGAUGAUAUGAACAUGGAAGAGUAUAAGAGGUGGCAUGAAGAUUACAGUUUGUUCCGAAAGGUGUCUGUGUACCUCCUAACAGGCCUGGAACUCUUUCAAAAAGGAAAGUACCAGGAAGCACUGUCCUAUCUAGUAUAUGCCUACCAGAGCAAUGCCGCCCUGCUGAUGAAGGGGCCCCGCAGGGGUGUGAAGGAGUCUGUGAUCGCAUUAUACCGCAGAAAAUGCCUUCUGGAGCUCAAUGCCAAGGCUGCUUCUCUGUUUGAAACAAAUGAGGACCACUCUGUAACAGAGGGCAUUAAUGUGAUGAAUGAGUUGAUCAUUCCCUGUAUCCACCUGAUCAUUAAUAACGACAUCUCCAAGGAUGACUUGGAUGCCAUUGAAGUCAUGAGGAACCAUUGGUGCUCUUACCUGGGGAAGGAUAUCGCAGAAAAUCUGCAGCUGUGCUUAGGGGAGUUUCUACCCAGACUUCUAGAUCCUUCUGCGGAAAUCAUCAUCUUGAAAGAGCCUCCAACUAUUAGACCGAAUUCCCCCUAUGACCUUUGCAGCCGGUUUGCAGCUGUCAUGGAGUCCAUUCAAGGAGUUUCAACAGUGACAGUGAAAUAGUCCCUCGGCCCAGACUCAGCCUGGUCUCUGGUCACCUCCUGUUACACAGCAGUCUGUUGUUGCAGAUUCUGCUGGAGACGGGGACUGGGUGGCUGAGCAAGGUUCAGACCCUCACCCCUGUCAUGGUGUGUGUUUAAAGGGAUUAAGGAUAAAGUGCACAUUUAGGUACAGAAUCAUGAGAGCUACUUCACUGAAGAAGGCCAGUGCAUUAUAGUUUUGAAUUAUCCCAGAAGACCUGAAUUGCCUUUUUAAUCUCCCAUAAUACUUGGGUUUCUAUAAGCCUCAUGUCACUUUUUUUUUUUUUUUUUGGUUUUUCGAGACAGGGUUUCUCUGUGGCUUUGGAGCCUGUCCUGGAACUAGCUCUGUAGACCAGGCUGGUCUCGAACUCACAGAGAUCCGCCUGCCUCUGCCUCCCGAGUGCUGGGAUUAAAGGCGUGCGCCACCACCGCCCGGCCUCAUGUCACUUUUUAAAUUGCCCUUGAGUCACCAGUAUUUCUGGCAGCAGAAGGGUGACUCAUCAGAACUGAACUGGAGGAGCAGUUAUUACUUAUUUUGUCAAGUUCAGGUGACAUUUAAAAUCCCUACCUAUCAGAGAUUGGUAAUAGAAUUCUUGCGUGGCUCUUGACAGUGAUGGAGGGGGCACUGAUGAAUCCUUCCUUCCACACGUGGGUGGAACCUGAGGCUGCACUGCAAAGCCAGGAAGAGCAACCUCCCCUUUUGGUCUGUAUAUAUUUUAGAUAAAUCAGGAAACUUCACAUUCAGUCCUGAGUGAAAGCAUCAUGGACUGUCAGCCCAGUGGUAUUGGGAAGCUGCACAAGAAACAUUUUAAUAGUUAGUAACCAAAAUUAAGCAAAAUUUUGAAAAUUGUCUAAAGCAGGUGUUUAAGGCUAGAUACCUUGCCCUAAAAGAACAUUUUGAUUCUCUUCUCUUAUCUCUCUUUUUAGAAAAUAAGGGAUGUGAAUUUGUAUAAAGAAAAGAACAUUUAUCUGUAUGUAUAUGUAGAGAGAAAUCCAUUUUUAAAGAACUUUUAAUUGGAAACUCAUGUUUUAGCCAAAUUUUAAGGAUCAGUGGAGAAAUCAUGGGAGGGAAGAAAACAACACAACUAUGCAGAUUUUAUAAAUGUGCAAUAAAAGUAUUUGUUUUACCUUU
This is a messenger RNA of Microtus oregoni (creeping vole), 4837 nucleotides long. It is a transcript of the gene Usp28, whose product is annotated as ubiquitin specific peptidase 28. The record is from RefSeq and is a predicted model, not a curated record. Gene Ontology annotation, molecular function: protein binding; cysteine-type deubiquitinase activity; cysteine-type endopeptidase activity. Gene Ontology annotation, biological process: regulation of protein stability; DNA damage checkpoint signaling; protein deubiquitination. The transcript has 28 exons. Gene Ontology annotation, cellular component: cytosol; nucleus. Bases 317 to 3688 code for a protein of 1123 amino acids. Lineage: Eukaryota; Metazoa; Chordata; Mammalia; Rodentia; Cricetidae.